This is a messenger RNA of Xylaria bambusicola, 2135 nucleotides long. RefSeq names its product WD40 repeat-like protein. NCBI's taxonomy places the organism in Eukaryota, Fungi, Ascomycota, Sordariomycetes, Xylariales, Xylariaceae. Gene Ontology annotation, cellular component: catalytic step 2 spliceosome. The transcript has 4 exons. The coding region runs from base 391 to 1455 and encodes 354 amino acids. Gene Ontology annotation, molecular function: protein binding; RNA binding. The record is from RefSeq and is a predicted model, not a curated record.
UGGGUAUCUAGGUACUACGUACCUAGGUAGAGUCCGCGAUGCGCUUUAGAUAUUUCCGAGGCCUACCUACGUUGAGCUUCCAACACUUUUAAUGUUACUACCUAGUUCAAUUGGGGCUUGGAUUUUCUUUCUACCCAUUCGCCUAGGUACAGUUACUUUAUUUAUCACGGAGUAGACACGCCUUGCUUUAGAACAAGCUGAAGCCAUCAUUCUUAAGCUCUUCUCUUUUUUCUUCUUCUCUAAACGGGGUCCCCUUCAACAUAGUUUUAAUUACGACUAACCUGCCACGUAUCGCCCCAAGUCAAACUUGUAUACAACAAGCGCCUCUUCUUUCUUAACCUUAUUGCAAGCCGAUCGGUAUACCAAAAUUCAGCAAGUGUUCUGAAUGAGAUGUCGGCCGAAAAGAGGCCCGCCGCCGACGACGCAGGGGCAGGGCAGUUAGUUAAGAGACAGAAGCCGGGUACGAGCACAGCACUUUCGAGACGCGAUGACACCGCCAGUAGCAGUGCUUUGAUUCAAUCGACAAUAAGGACAAGUAAUCUUGAGGCGCCGCUCAUGGAACUGAGUGGUCACUCCGGGGAGAUAUUCUCAGCCAAGUUCGACCCAACUGGAAAUUUGAUCGCGUCUGGGUCUAUGGACAGGAGUAUAUUGUUAUGGAAUUCUUCUGGUUCUUGCGAAAAUUACGGCGUCCUGAAUGGUCACAAAGGCGCAGUUCUCGAUUUACAGUGGUCUCGAGAUUCCGAAAUCCUAUAUUCUGCUUCGGCCGACAUGCAUCUCGCCAGUUGGGAUUUGACGUCGGGAACUAGGAUACGGCGAUAUGUAGGCCAUGAGGAGAUUAUCAACGCUAUGGAUAUCAGCAAGCGGGGUGAAGAACUUUUAAUCAGUGCCAGUGAUGACGGCACUAUCGGCAUCUGGGAUCCCCGUACAAAGACCGCUGUGGACCAUAUUGAGACCGACUUCCCGAUUACUGCUAUUGCUGUCUCCGAGGCUGGCAAUGAAAUAUACUCCGGUGGGAUUGAUAAUGAUAUCAAGGUCUGGGAUUUGCGGAAAAAGGCUGUUGUUUAUUCCAUGCUAGGUCACAACGAUACUGUCACCAGUUUGCGCGUUUCCCCUGACUCUCAAUCACUCCUGUCCUUCUCCCACGACUCAACUGCGAAAACCUGGGAUGUUCGACCCUUUGCCCCGACAGAGCGGCAUAUCCGAACCUUUGACGGAGCACAGAUGGGCAUAGAGAAAAACUUAAUCCGUGCAAGCUGGGACAAGGCUGGCAAAAAGAUUGCGGUAGGCGCCGGAGAUGGAACUGUUGUCAUAUGGUCAAAUGACAAUGGAAAGCUUCUGUACAAGCUUCCUGGCCACAAGGGCACUGUCAACUGCGCAGAGUUCACGCCAAACGAAGAGCCUAUCAUUCUUUCAGCAUCUUCAGAUCGUCGUAUGCUUCUGGGAGAGCUACGGUGAUUCAGCUACGCUCUAUGGUCUGAAGGGAAAUUCUAAGAGCUGCCGCGAAGCAGGAAGACCUUCCAUUUCAAUUGUUUAGCUUCCUCUAGGCGCAAGUAGAAGCUGUGUCCAUUGUCAAGCCUACUUCCUUAGGAAAAUCUGUGAAAUGACGAGCCACAAAGUCGUCGUUUCUGCAUUCAGACAAGUAACUAUAGGUAUGACCUAGCGAGUGUAGUAUAAUUGAUGCUCUGGGUUUGGCGAGCUUGAUAUAGCAUUGCCUCGGAGGUAACUACAACGCGAGAGCGUCAAUCAUUCGGCACCUUUCUAGCAUCCGAAACGAGAUAACGAAGCAGCCAUCUGAUAACUAUUGUUGCAGGGUUGUUGGGGGAUCUCUAGAAUAGACAGUUCAACGAACACUUGGAAUGAAGGCACCAAGUAUUCGAUACCCAGUAACAUGAUAACGAAUCGGAGAUUUUGUGCUGUUACGAAAACUGUCCAGGAAUAUGAACAGAAUACAACCUGGCUCCUUAGAACCUUGAGCUGGGAUAUGUGGCGGGUAUUAUUACAUAGUCCUGUGUUUGCCCAGGUUCCCCACCACGGUUCCGAGAUGGGUCUGUAUCUACGUAGUAUAAUGAUUGGUCAUCAUAAGAUGAUAAAGGAACGCGAAUCUGUAAUACCGCUGCCUCUGGGCUACCUCUGAA